CUGCAAACGACACGGCAGCUUCGUCGUGUGGGUGCGUACCGUACGUGCCCAGCUUUCUUACGGAGUCGACUUCCGCAGUAAUAGGAGACGAACUUCCGUUGUUGUUCACCGCCGUGGGUUUUGAGCAAGAACCAACGCAAGACAGCUUCGAACCACGGGAAUCAGUUUGGAGUGGGUCGUUGAGCGGGUGACAGACAUUUCUUGCAAACCGUAUGCGACCGUGCAAGAUUGUAGUGCGAUAAUUUGGCUAAUAAGAAUGAUGUUUGAGUGUUUUGAAACGGAAGCAUCAAUACGAAACCGGUAUGAUGAUACGGUGUGAGUUUUGAAAAAAUCUAGUGGCAUCAACAGUCUAAGCUUGUCCCAGGAAGUGCACAAAUAUUUGGUAUUUGUGAAUUGUUUUAAAAAAAAUCUGCAAAGUGGAAAAUUCAACUGCAGAAUUGAUUUGUUCAUCCGUGUGGUGCUAAGUGAUCAAUAGUGGAUAGUUUCCUCAAAAUCUGAUCCGAAAAUACACGGUCUAAUAAUGUUUUCCCGAUUCUGCAAGAACAGCAUCUUCCCGAGUGGAACUUCGACGUCGAGCAGUCCUUCCUCUGGGACGGCAUCUCCAUCGUCUUCGUCGUCGUCAUCGUCAUCAUCGUCGUCGUCGCCAUUCUCAACUUCCAAUCCUACAUCGGCACCCGGUAGAUCAACGGUUGCAAGUACCAGCUCAUCCCGACGACACUUGAUUCUCCCACUACCGGUGCUUCCACCGAGAUCUGUGGUUCAGAUAAGACCCGAACCCCCACCACCGUACUGGGCCCACUAUCGACAUCGGCCCGUUGUUCCGGCACCGGCAGCCGUCGUAAAUCCUCCUCCAGUUCCAUCUGCGGAUUACACCAGCAACAGCCACAGUAGCAUUUCCUCCACGGAAAGUGAGGGUGCCACCGUUGCGGCCAAUAAUGUGCUGCGUGGUUCAUCGUCACCAGCGGCGGUGCAAACCAAUCGACGGGGCGGUGCCUUGGAACGCAUCCCAGCAGGGUCAGCUAGGCAGCAACGGUACAACAUUGCACACCAAGCACAGCACCAACGGAUCAAAGAGCACUUGUUGAGUCAAGAUGCAUUUUGUCCGGACCUGGUACGUAAUUGCAAGAUUGUCAGAGACUCACAACCCGGACGAAACUCCCCCGAGCCUGAACCAGUACCCAGCACUAGUAACGAUCAAGACGUCUACGUAGAAAUAGAGGAACUGCACCAAAGUCUGUCAUCCGCACACAUCGUGACCAAACCCAAUGCAGAAAGCACAACCGGAACACCCACUGAUACAAAUAAUCAAAGCGCUUCGACCACGACGACCGUUUGUGAUAUGGGUCAAAACCUGAGUAUCCGAAGACCGAAGAUAUCACUCACAUGGGUCCUACGUGAACAGUCACAACAAGAGCAGCAACAGCAGCAGCACCAACAAUCGAUAGGUCAAACAAACGGAAAUCCUCAUACUCAUUCACAAAAUCAGAACCACGUGACAGAAUCCCGCCGAAAUUCACCUGUGAAGGCGAUCAUCGGUAACGGCACGGCACCUGUUCAUCAAGCAAAUACUACAACCGGUAGCCACGUCCCUGUCCGGAAGAAAUCGCGCACACGCAGCAAGGAACGCUUGUUCAGUGAGAAGUACGUGAGCGAUAACAAUCUGACAGAGUAUCAUAAUGGAAAACUGAAAGCCACUGUGCUGAAUGGAACCUCAGGGCCCGCAUCCAACGAACUGCAUGGUAGCAAUAAUCACAAUGGCAUUUAUCGCAAAAGUAAUCGAAGCUAUCGGAAGAAUAGUGACCGCCUCAAGAAAAAGGAACGUUCCCUUGUCUACCCGAGUUUAAUUCAAAGUGAAACCGUCGAUGUUCUACUCAACAAUAAGAACAACAACAACAAUAAUAACAACAGUAUUAUCAUUAAUCUUAACCAGGAAGACCAGCUGCAGAAAGAGCAAGCUUCGCUUAGUCUGAAAAACACUUACUCGGAACCUUCACUUUAUACCACCGUAUCGGAGCCAACAGCCUCCAAGAAACAUCGACACCGACGCCGCCGGGAACGCUACCGUUCGCAACGGUUCGGAUACGAGAUUCAAAAUGUCGACGAGUUUCUAUCGAAAUGUUCACUGUCUGCCCCGGGCAACAUACCGGUGGUACUGUCAUCGGCGGCCACCCUCUACCAGACCCGCCCCGGUAGCUAUCAGAUCGAAAUACCGCUACCGCUGGGGAUGGUCGUCAAUGCCGUGUUCAAAAACCAAAACUGGCUCUACGUUCAGACGCCCCACGCCGAGGAGGGUUAUGUGGCGUACGAGACGUGCCUGCCGCUGGGUAUCCUGCCACCAAACCAAAGAUCAAGCUCAACGUCCAAGCCGACGCCAUGCUGGGAAUCGAACAAAGAUGUCUUUCCUCGCCCGAGCGGCAACCUGACGGAUAGCGAGAAAGAAAUUCAACAGCUCCGAGGUGGCACUCGUUCCGAAGGUCGUCGAACACCGCGGUUGAAACGUGGCGGCACCAAUAGCCGAAGCAUCACAUCGAUCACCUGCAAUAGCGAGAAGAACUUGGACUCCUUGUACCUGCGGGUGGCAAACCAGCCCAAAUCGCUCGACUCACAAACUCAAUUUGCUCAACUUAAACUUACAACUAAGGUGCUUAACGGAACCGGAAAGCCGGAAAAAGCCUUCAUCGCUAUGGCUGAUCCGGAGAAGUCUUCCAAUGGAGAUUACAUUCAGCUACAGAAGCAGCAGAAUCCAUACCAUCACCAUCACCAUCACAAGAUCCUUGCGACGACUGGGAGUGGAUGCAGUGGCUCAACCAACAGUGUCAUCAAUGGAGGACAUUACCAUAAGACUGUAAACAAUAUUAGUUGUAGUAGUACUAACAAUAAUAGCAGCGUUAAAAAUAAUAGCCCUAAGAUAGUCACCAAUGGUAACAGUAGUAAUAUACGAUCUGCCACCGCCGUCCGGCAAACCCUGCUGGCAAUCACCGACAACUACUGCUCGGAAUCCGUAAUUGUACAGAAAGGUGAUGUGGUUACUCUGCUUGCCUGCAAGGAGUAUCAAGAGAAAGGACCCAAGAAUGUUAAACAGUGGUUUUUCAUUAGAACUCGUGACGGACACGAAGGAUAUAUUCCGGCGGAAAUUGCAGGGCAUGGUUUUCUCUAGGAUUAGAAGUUUAAAAGUGGCAUGUUCCAUGACAGUUUGGUACGUGAGUUUCAGCGAAGUUGUAUAAAUUUUAAGAUGACGUUCAAGUGCAGAAAGAUAAAUAUUAACCUAAGCAGUUAUUUGUUCUAAACCAAAUGGUAUUUAAAUUAUAAUUCCAAAUAAAAAUAAA
Molecule: messenger RNA, 3326 nt
Organism: Malaya genurostris
Lineage: Eukaryota; Metazoa; Arthropoda; Insecta; Diptera; Culicidae
Exons: 4
Coding region: 521-3157 (878 amino acids)
Source: RefSeq, a predicted model, not a curated record